Messenger RNA from Aspergillus steynii IBT 23096, 1539 nucleotides. Its product is annotated as sugar porter family MFS transporter. The record is from RefSeq and is a predicted model, not a curated record. The transcript has a single exon. Gene Ontology annotation, cellular component: membrane. Gene Ontology annotation, biological process: transmembrane transport; carbohydrate transport. NCBI's taxonomy places the organism in Eukaryota, Fungi, Ascomycota, Eurotiomycetes, Eurotiales, Aspergillaceae. The coding region runs from base 1 to 1539 and encodes 512 amino acids. Gene Ontology annotation, molecular function: carbohydrate:proton symporter activity.
AUGUUCUUUGGAAAAACCCUCCGUCUGGCGCAGGCCCUGCUCAUUGUAGCACCGGCCUUCAUCCUCUUCGGUUACAACCAGGCUGGACUGGGCCCUCUGUCCACGCUGGAGAGCUGGGUCGAACUCUUCCCUUCCAUCGACACCAUCAACACCGAGGGCGCCGAAAAGUCCACCAACUCCACCCGCAAGGGAGCCGUCAUCGCCUCGUUCCAGCUGGGGGCCCUCUUCGGCGCCCUGAGCUGCACGUACCUCGGUGAGCGUCUGGGCCGCCGCAAGACCAUCUUCCUGGGCGGCAUCCUGGCCAUCAUCGGCCAGCUGCUGCAGACGGCCUCCUACGACGUCGCGCAGUUUGUCGUCGGCCGCGUCAUCCUGGGCUUCGGUAUCGGCCAGUUCUCCGCCGUCGUCCCCGUCUGGCAGUCCGAGUGCACCUCCGCCAAACACCGUGGCCAGCACGUCGUCGUCGACGGCAUCUGCAUCUGUCUCGGUUACGUGCUCUGCAACUGGAUCGACUUCGGCCUCACCAAGGUCGCCGGCGACCUGCAAUGGCGCAUCCCCCUGGCCAUCUCCUUCUUCUUUAACCUCGUCAUCAUGGCCGCCGUCUUCCUGCUGCCCGAAUCCCCCCGCUGGCUCGUCCGCGUCGGCCGCGUCGAGCAGGCCACCCAGUCCCUGGCCAACUACAAGGGCCUGUCCGCCGACGACGAGUCCGUCCGCCUCGAGAUCGCCGGCAUCGAGUCCUCCCUCGAGACCUCCGGCCAGUCCGCCUCCCUGUCCGAGAUGUUCUCCGGCAAGGACGACGAGCGCCUCCUCUACCGCUUCUGCCUGUGCAUCAUGCUGCAGUUCUUCCAGCAGAUGUGCGGCGGCAACCUCAUCUCCGUCUACGUGUCCACCAUCUUCGAGGAGAACCUCGACAUGAGCACCGACCUGGCCAAGAUCCUCGCCUCGUGCGCCAUGACCUGGAAGUUCCUGUGCAGCUUCAUCGCCUUCUUCGCCAUCGACCGGCUCGGCCGCCGCGCCGUCUUCAUCCUCUCCGGCGUCGGCAUGUCCGUCUGCAUGGUCGUGCUCGCCAUCACCAACUCCUUCGGCAAGGAGAACCACACCGCCUCCAUCGUCUCCGCCGUCUUCAUCUUCCUCUUCAACUCCUUCUACCCCAUCGGCUUCCUGGGCGGCAACUUCCUCUACUGCACCGAGGUGGCCCCCAUGCGCCUGCGUGUCGCCAUGUCCGCCAUCUCCACGGGCAACCACUGGCUGUGGAACUUCGUCGUGGUCAUGAUCACCCCCGUCGCGCUCGACACCAUCGGCUACCAGUACUACAUCGUCUACGCCGUCAUCUCCGCCUGCAUCCCCAUCUCCGUCUACCUGUUCUACCCGGAGACGAUGAACCGCAACCUCGAGGCGCUGAACCACGUGUUCCGCGACGCGCCCUCCUGCUGGGACAUCGUGUCGAUGGCCAAGCAUCUGCCGCAGGGCGAGGCGGCGGAGGUGGAUCUGGCGAUGCGCACGGCCGAGAAGGGCGCCGUGGAGCAGAAGGAGAAUGUCUAG